CAAAAAAAUUCCAAAAAAUGUCUCUUCGCUUAUUCCCUUUUUCUCACCCAUCUCUCUUCUUCCUUCUCAUCCUCAACCAAAUCUCAUUGAUCUCUCACCUGAAUCCAUGGCCGACGACGAUAAGGAGAACUGCGUUAGAAUGACAAGAGCAGCGACGAAACGAAAAGCAGCCAUGGCGGCGGUGACCAUAGACGGAGAACAAAUCAGCAACAAGAAGAAGAGAGUCGUACUCGGAGAGCUUCCCAACUUAUGCAACAUCAAGAAGCCUCGUAGAAAAGCCGCUAAGGUUAUUACAACGAAACAGAAGAAACCAGUUUCGAUUCUGACACUCGCAAACUCAAACUCGGACAUUGACACGAGAUCUGAUGAUCCUCAGAUGUGUGCUCCUUAUGUUACUUCAAUCUUUGAGUAUCUUCGUCAAUUAGAGGGGAAAGCAAAGUCAAGACCUUUGAUUGAUUACAUUGAGAAGAUUCAGAAAGAUGUAACUUCGAGUAUGAGAGGAGUUUUGGUUGAUUGGUUAGUUGAAGUAGCUGAAGAAUACAAACUUCUGUCGGAAACUCUUUACCUCGCUGUCUCUUACAUCGAUAGAUUCUUGUCUCUCAAGACUGUUAAUAGACAAAGGCUUCAGCUAUUGGGAGUUGCUUCAAUGCUUAUUGCUUCGUAA
Molecule: messenger RNA, 664 nt
Organism: Camelina sativa (false flax)
Lineage: Eukaryota; Viridiplantae; Streptophyta; Magnoliopsida; Brassicales; Brassicaceae
Source: RefSeq, a predicted model, not a curated record